UACUCUCAGGAUACCCCUACGAUACUAUAAUGAUACUGCUAGGUUACUCUCGUGAUACUCCUAAGAUACUAUCAGGAUACUCCUAGGUUGCUUUUGGGGUACUCCUAAGGUGCUAUCAGGAUACUCCUGAGACACUGUUGGGAUACUCCUUAGAUACUCUCAGGAUGCCCUUAGAACAAUAUCAGGAUACCCCUAAGAUACUGUCCGGGUACCCUCAGGUUACUGUCCGAAUACCCCUAAGAUACCAGUGCACUGGAAAGAGCUCCACUUUGCAGAUGCUGUUGCUGUAGCACAACGAUUCUCUUAGCAUGCUACUCGGAUGCUGCUGGUUCUAGCAAGACACUUCCAGCAUGCUGUGAAGAUACUGCUAAGACACUACCAGGACACUAGAAGAAAUGGUGUUCAGAGUUUUUUGCGAUGCUCUUAGAGGAGUGCUAAGAUACUGUGAGGAUGCUAGCAGCUCGUUGCUGAUAACUAUCCGGCCACCACUAGGAAACUGCUGGCACCCUGCUAAGAUGCUACUCAGACACUGGCCUGACACUAAAAAUGAUGGUGUUUAGAUGUUUUUGGGCCCCCCUCAGGGCAACACUCUGGUGCUUUUGGGAUGCAAGGAGUGUAUUAGUACUAUCAGGCUACUACUAAGAUGCUGCUAGUAUAGUAGCAGGACAACAGGAGUGGCUCUCAGGGUGUAUUCACAACGCUGCUAGGAUGCUCCAAGGGCAGUGGUGAGGUACUAUUGGUUACUACCAGUUUAUUACCAGGUUAUCAUUAGGUUACUACCAGGUCACUGCUAGGUUACUACCAGGUCACUACUAGGUUGCUAUCAGGUCAUUACCAGGUUAUUACUAGGUUAUUAUUGGUUCCUGGGGGCCAGGGAGCCCCAUGAGCCUCACAGGGCCCCUCUCCUGGCAGCUAAGGCGGAGACACGGGUGGUGGCGAGGAUGGAGGCACCCCUGGUGAGCCUGGAGGAGGAGUUCGAGGAGGGCCCCGGCAGCAGCGGCGGCGGGGGGCCCCCACGGGGCCCCACGGACCCGGCGCUGGCUGAGCUCGAGAGCUUCUCGGCCGAGAUGAUGAGCUUCAAGUCAAUGGAGGACCUGGUGCAGGAGUUCGACGAGAAGCUCACUGUCUGCUUCCGCAACUACGACGCCGCCACCGAGGCGCUGGCGCCCGUGCGGGGCCGCCUGCAGGCCCAGGAGGAGGAGGAGCGCCUCCAGGACGAGGAGGUCUGGGAUGCCCUCACUGAUGGUUUCGCCCCCCAUGGCUCCCCCCGGCACUGGCUGCUCCCCGACGCCGAGGCCCCCGAUGGUGCCGACCUGCAGCUCUGCGGGAAGAAGGAGGAGGAGGAGGAGGAGGAUGACGAGGAGGAAGAGCUCACUGAGAGGAGCGAGCACGACUCCGGCAUCAACGAGGAGCCGCUGCUGACAGCUGAGCAGGUCAUCGAGGAGCUGGAGGAGCUGAUGCAGAGCUCACCCGACCCAGAGGCCGACCCCGAGGCUGAAGAGGAGGAGGAGGAGGAGGAGGCUGAGGCCGAGUUGGCAGGCGAUGGCGGGGGCACGGAGCCCAUCCUGCUGCGGGAGCUGCGCACCUUCUCCCCUGCCUUCAACAACAACUGCUCCCACGAAGGCCUGGGGCGGCUAUCGGCGGCGGAGCUGUCGGCGGCGGCAGGGAGGGCAGAGGCGGCGAGCCGGGGGCUCAGCCUCCAGAGCGGGCGCCCCGAGCGCGGCCCCCACAUGCCCCGCAAGCGCUUCAGCAUGGAGGGCAUCUCCAGCAUCCUGCAGACGGGCAUCCGGCACACCUUCGGCUCUGGCACCGCCGACAAGCAGUACCUGAACACGGUGAUCCCCUACGAGAAGAAGGGCUCGCCACCCUCCGUCGAGGACCUGCAGAUGCUCACCAACAUCCUCUUCGCCAUGAAGGAGGGGAACGAGAAGGUGCCAACCCUGCUGACGGACUACAUCCUCAAAGUGCUCUGCCCGACCUGACGCAGCGCUGCCGAAACCGGGGCCAAACCCGAGAAAAACGGGCCACCGCUGCCCCUCACCCCUCCCCCCUCACACUGCCGGGAAAUAAAUAAAUUAAUUCGUUUAAUUAAUUAACCACCCCA
Messenger RNA from Struthio camelus australis, 2104 nucleotides. The record is from RefSeq and is a predicted model, not a curated record. NCBI's taxonomy places the organism in Eukaryota, Metazoa, Chordata, Aves, Struthioniformes, Struthionidae.